This is a messenger RNA of Penicillium atrosanguineum, 1599 nucleotides long. RefSeq lists its product as uncharacterized. Lineage: Eukaryota; Fungi; Ascomycota; Eurotiomycetes; Eurotiales; Aspergillaceae. Gene Ontology annotation, biological process: transmembrane transport; carbohydrate transport. Gene Ontology annotation, molecular function: carbohydrate:proton symporter activity. The coding region runs from base 1 to 1599 and encodes 532 amino acids. Gene Ontology annotation, cellular component: membrane. The transcript is spliced from 2 exons. The record is from RefSeq and is a predicted model, not a curated record.
AUGACUAUUUCACACGAGAAGGAGACUCAGCAAUUUGUUGAAGAUGUCUUGCGUACGGAUACAAACACCGACCCCAAGACACAGCACGUGCCGCUCUGGCAGUCUGUGAAGAAGUGGCCCAGAGUUAUCGCUUAUUGUCUAAUUUUGAGCUCUGCUAUCCUUCUCUACGGAUAUGAUCUGGUUAUCGUUGGUUCCGUCUCCGCCAUGCCUUCAUUUCAACAACACUUCGGCGAGAAGUUCGGAAAAAGAUUUAUUAUCCCUUCAAUGUGGCUCUCCCUUUGGAACGUCGCUAGUCCGAUAGGCAUGAUGCUCGGGUCUAUAAUCGGCGGUCAGUUACAAGAUCGUGGUGGACGACGAAUUUCUCUAGCAACGGGCGCCUUCCUCUCGGCAAUUGCGGUCGCUAUUUGUUAUGUUGCCGAUCUCCCAGACGAAAUAACUGCGCGAAGAGGCGUAUUCUUCGUCGGCAAAUUCUUUCAAGGAGUUUGUCUCGGUAUACUUUUGUGCGUGGUGCAGACCUACAUGUCUGAAGUCCUGCCCGUCCUACUACGAGGUCCGAUUAUCGCCUUUUUGCCAAUCUUCACUCUUCUCGGACAGCUCAUUGGAUCUGUCGUCGUAUAUACCUCUUUAAAAUAUCCUGGCGCACAAAGUUAUCGCAUUCCUUUCGCGUCACAAUGGCCAUUUUCAGCGGUUACUUUUGUACUCGCUGCUAUUAUUCCAGAAAGCCCGAUAUGGUUGUUGAGAAGAGGGAGUUUGAAUAAGGCUUUGAAGGCACAAAAGCGAUUGGAAAGUCCUGGUGUUGACUCUGAGGCUAUUAUUGAAGACCUGCGGGUUUCCAUCCUGGCGGAGGAAGAGACGAGAGCCACUAGCACGUAUGCGGAUUGCUUCAGGGGAGUCAACUUGCGCAGAACCUUGGUGGUGGCAUUGGCAAACUGUCUACCCCAACUCUUCGGCCUUCAACUAUUGGCAAAUGCUUCCUAUUUCGCACAAAUCGUCGGCAUGGCAUCAGCUAACAGUCUGAUUUUCCUUAUCCUUGGCAUCGGUCUUGGUCUGAUUGCAAACAUCGGCAGUCUAUGGGUACUGAAUGCGUUCGGUAGACGUUUUCUGGUGCUUGUAACUCUAUCGAUAACACUCGUUCUUUGGUUAGCAAUGGGCAUAGCCGGGUGUUUUGACGGAGUCGUCACAAUUUGGUACGCCUCAGUGACAAUGAUGAUUGUGACCAUGAUUUGCGGUCUGGGUAUUUGGCCUGCUUCCCAUGUCAUCGCCGCCGAAACUUCCUCACUGCAGCUUCGUGCCAAGACCCAGGGCAUUGGCUGGUUUGUGAGCGGUGUCGCUCAAGGUGUCUUCUCCAUCAGUCUGCCAUAUAUUUACAACCUGGAUGCGGGUAAUCUCAAGGCUAAGACUGGAUUUGUUAUGGCUGGGUUUGCCGCAAUUGCCAUAGUUGCAACUUGGAUUUGGGUGCCAGAGAUGAAGGGCCGAUCCCCUAUGGAGAUUGAUCGGAUGUUUUCGUUGAGUCUCAAGACCCGUGAUUUCAAGAACUGGAGAAGCGAUGUGGUAAUGGAGAAGCACAUUGAUCCACCAAGGCAGUCAACCGGGGUGUGA